AUGGCUAACUCAGAGAGCGACGAUGACAGCUUCAUGGCUGUGGAUUCCGAGGACGCCGCCGCGGCCGAAGGGACCAUGGAUCAGGAGGAUGGAGUGUGUGCUGCUCCUCCAGAGGAGGACGAGGGAGGGGCUCGGCCUCACCGGUCCAUGCAGGAGUUGCCAGAGGAAGUGCUGGAGUACAUAUUGUCCUUCCUCUCCCCGUAUCAGGAGCACAAAACGGCCGCCCUGGUUUGCAAGCAGUGGUAUCGGCUCAUCAAAGGUGUGGCCCACCAGUGUUACCACGGCUUUAUCAAGUCGGUCCAGGAAGGGAACAUUCAGUGGGAGAGCCGCACCUAUCCCUACCCUGGGACCCCCAUCACCCAGCGCUUUUCGCACAGCGCUUGCUACUACGAUGCCAAUCAGUCCAUGUACGUCUUCGGGGGCUGCACCCAGAGCAGUUGCAACGCCGCUUUUAACGACCUCUGGCGACUCGACCUGAAUAGCAAGGAAUGGAUCCGGCCCCUGGCAUCAGGUUCCUACCCGUCGCCGAAAGCCGGAGCGACCCUCGUGGUGUAUAAGGACCUGCUGGUGCUGUUUGGUGGCUGGACGCGGCCCAGCCCUUACCCCCUGCAUCAGCCGGAAAGAUUCUUUGACGAAAUACACACCUACUCGCCUUCCAAAAAUUGGUGGAACUGCGUGGUGACCACCCACGGCCCUCCUCCCAUGGCUGGCCACUCCUCCUGCGUGAUCCAGGACCGGAUGAUCGUCUUUGGGGGCUCCCUGGGGUCCCGGCAGAUGAGCAGCGAUGUCUGGGUCCUUGAUCUGGAGCACUGGACCUGGUCCAAGCCGAGCCUCUCCGGGCCUGGGCCUCACCCGCGAGGAGGCCAGUCCCAGAUUAUCAUAGACGAAGAAACCAUUCUGAUUCUUGGGGGCUGCGGGGGUCCAAAUGCGCUUUUCAAGGACGCCUGGCUGCUGCAUAUGCGAUCCGAUCGUCCCUGGACGUGGCAGCCACUGAAGGUGGAGAACGAGGACCACGGAGCCCCUGAGCUGUGGUGCCACCCGGCCUGCAAGGUGGGGCAGUGCGUGGUCGUCUUCAGCCAAGCCCCCAGCGGGAGGGCACCGCUCAGCCCGAGCUUGAACUCUCGUCCUUCUCCCAUCAGCGCCACGCCGCCCGCCCUGCUUCCCGAGACACGAGAAUGCCGCUCUCAGUCUCCCGUUCAGACUGCAGACGAGGCUCCCUGCGUGAACGGCCGCUGGGGCACCCUGAGACCCCGGGGGCAGAGGCAGACGCCCUGCGGGUCCCGGGAAGGAAGCCUGUCACCGGCCAGAGAGGACAGUUCACCGGUGCUGAAUGGCGGCGAGGCCUUGUCCCCCGGCACCGCAGCCGCCGUGGGCGGGGCCUCUCCAGACAGCCCUCUUCUCCAGCUGCUCUCGCCCAGCACGGCUUCCGUGGCAGAAGGCUACAAUCUGAAGGCGGGCCUUUCUUUGGCAUCCAGGCGGGGCUCCCUCCCCGAUCAAAAGGACCUGCAACUGGCAGCCGUAGACUUGAGCUGGGAGGCCAAAGCCCCUUCUCUGGUUUGCCAGCCGGAUGGUGCAGAAAGCAGGACGGUUGGCACGCUAGGCCUCAGGAAUCCCCCGGAUCAGACCAACGGCAUUCACACCCCGCCUCAGGUGUCCAGCUCCUUGAUGGGAGGGAUCUCUCCUAGUGCGCUGCGGCGGAGCCUGGAGGUGGUUCAAGCCCUCUCUUCGAAGGCCCUGCCCACUUUGGCGGUCAGAAGCCCGCCCAGGGUGUCCUCGCCGGGAUCCCCAGGCAGCCAGAGCAGUGCCAACCCUGCCGAAGCAGCUGUUCCCGCCACCCCUCGACCCAGCUCUGCCCAAGGAGACGGGCACGCCUUACCACCCAUUGCUCGCCGCUUGGGCCAUCAUCCGCCUCAGUCACUGAACGUAGGCAAGCCCCUCUACCAGAGCGUGAACUGCAAGCCCAUGCAGAUGUACGUGCUGGACAUCAAGGAGGUGAAGGGGCGUGGACGAGUCCAGUGGAAGGUGUUCCACGGCAGCUCCGUGGUGGGACCCCCCGAGACCAGCCUGCACACGGUGGUCCAAGGGCGGGGGGAAGUCAUCAUCUUUGGCGGCUUGAUGGACAAGAAGCAGAAUGUCAAGUACUAUCCCAAAACUAACGCCUUGUACUUUGUGCGGGCCAAGAGAUAAUGCGGCCGCGGGCCUCCCCCCUCUUCCGCUGCCCUGGCUUGGGGGCUCCCCUCAACCAGUCAGCCCUGCCCCGGGCACGCUGUCAAGCAGGCUGCGAAUGUGGCAUUCCACCCACUAAUAAAGAGAUCUAAGCAAAUGGCA
This is a messenger RNA of Protobothrops mucrosquamatus (brown spotted pit viper), 2328 nucleotides long. It is a transcript of the gene FBXO42, whose product is annotated as F-box protein 42. Bases 1 to 2187 code for a protein of 728 amino acids. The transcript is spliced from 9 exons. Gene Ontology annotation, molecular function: protein binding. The record is from RefSeq and is a predicted model, not a curated record. Lineage: Eukaryota; Metazoa; Chordata; Lepidosauria; Squamata; Viperidae.